This is a messenger RNA of Anguilla rostrata (American eel), 4578 nucleotides long. Its product is annotated as Gamma-secretase subunit Aph-1b-like. The transcript has 7 exons. Gene Ontology annotation, cellular component: endoplasmic reticulum; gamma-secretase complex; membrane. The record is from RefSeq and is a predicted model, not a curated record. Gene Ontology annotation, biological process: positive regulation of catalytic activity; Notch signaling pathway; protein processing. NCBI's taxonomy places the organism in Eukaryota, Metazoa, Chordata, Actinopteri, Anguilliformes, Anguillidae. The coding region runs from base 535 to 1296 and encodes 253 amino acids. Gene Ontology annotation, molecular function: protein-macromolecule adaptor activity.
CUGUCACUUUAAGAGGUUACGGAGGGCCUGGAUGUGAGGUAACGGAGAAGCAAACCCGGAAGGACAAGGAAAUAACUUGUAACAAACAAAAACCAGUGAAAAUGGCGAGCAACGUUAUCAAAAAGGGGAACUCAAACUUAAGUUUUUAGAUACCAAGCGGAUCAAAAAAGGAUCGAUGGAAAAAAGCAACAGAAUCUAAGCUGAGGUCUUCUUAAAUAGACAAUAGCUAAAAACACUGUUGGCAGCCGUGCCUGUUGAAGGUCUCGUGUUUGUUGGCAGUGCAAAUAUUAACCUAUCAAGUUACAGUGGACAAUAGACGGAAUGAUAUAGCCUUGCUCAACAUUUCUGUAAACGUAAGCAACUCGCUUGAUUUUUAAAAAUUACCAUUUCAAAAAAGAAGAAUCAUUCCUGCAGAAGGGUUCUGUUAUGAUCGUCGAGAUUUUGGGACAGGUUCAGUCAUACAAUUAUUUAAAAAAUAAAUAAAUCAGUACGUUAGUAUAUUUUAAUCAAUGUGUAAAUGAUAGAAAGAUAGCAAUGACUCUUGCCGUGUUUUUCGGGUGUGCAUUUAUUGCUUUUGGGCCAGCGUUUGCCCUUUUUAUUUUCACAAUCGCCAGAGACCCCCUGCGAGUUAUCAUCCUAAUUGCUGGAGCCUUUUUCUGGCUGCUGUCGUUGCUGCUCUCGUCGCUGGUGUGGUUCAUUGCCGUGAAGGCCAGCAACAGCGAGGACCUGCGGCUGCAGAGGGACCUGCUCAUAUUUGGGGUCACCUUCUCUGUGGUGCUGCAGGAGGUCUUCCGCUUCGCCUACUACAGACUCCUGAGGAAAGCUAACGAGGGCCUGGCCUCCAUCAGCGAAGAUGACCACUCUCCCAUUUCAGUCCAACAAAUGGCUUACGUGGCUGGACUCGGGUUUGGGAUCAUGAGCGGAGCCUUCUCCAUAAUCAACAUCCUGUCGGACACUCUGGGUCCAGGAACCAUCGGCAUCUUUGGGGACUCGCAGUACUACUUCAUCUCCUCAGCCUGCAUGACCCUCGCUGUGACCCUCCUCCACACCUUCUGGGGCGUGGUGUUCUUCGAUGGCUGUGAAAGGAAGCGCUGGUGGGCGGUUGCUGUGGUGGUGUGCCUCCACCUGCUGGUGUCUGGACUGUCCUUCUUGAACCCCUUCUACUCGGGCUGCCUGCCGCCCGUCUACAUAAUCACAGCUCUGAUGGCUGCCUGGGCCUUCUUCUCCUCUGGUGGAAGUCUCCAGAACCUGAAACACCUCUGGACACGCGGAAGAAACGACGUGGACUCCUCCUAACUCCUCCACCCAGGAUGAGGGAGGAUGACUGCCCUCUCCGUGGCUGACCUGGAGCUCUAUGCCGCCCAGUGGCGGAAGCGCAUCCCAUAAUUCUCCUCUGGUGGAGGCGGACAGGACCAAAAAGAAAAAGUCCGACAUGGUGCCGUUUUUCUCCCAGGUCCACCCGGGGAACACAGCUAACGGCUAACCCUUCGUUUUGUGAAUGCUCUGUAUAUAGCCUGAUUCUCUUUGUUUUUGUUCCUUUUGCUUUGUCUUAAGCAUGCACUUGUGAGUGAGAUCGUUUAAAAAGGCAACCUUUUUAAUUUUUUUAUUUGUUAACAUAGUUCAUUUUUUAUUGAUUUAACAGUUGCCCUUUCCCCUAUUUUAACAUUGUUUUUUAAUUCCAGUCUUAAUCCUAGAAAAGAAAGCUGUGGCUCUCCUAUUGGUCAGCAUUGUUCAGCCUGAGGAAGGCUAUUGGCCCAAUGGAAAGUACUUAUUGUUGGAAUGGCAAGGGAUACUUCCAAAAAAAACAGAUGUUGAAAUUUAAUGAGUUAUAAGUUCUGGGUUGCACCCAAAACAAGUGAUCAGUAUACCAAAGUAGUAAUGGUAAUGAACUGAUAAGUGAGCUCUGUGCAUCUGACAAGGAAUGUUUGACUAUAAAGUUUAAAAAAAAAACGUUUUCCUUUGAAAGUAACACAUUGUGGUUUACAUCCACAGUUAGUUGACAGAAUACCAAAGGGGUAAUGGUUAUUUACCAAAUUUGAUUAACCAUUGUUCUUGCUCAAAAAAAAGAGAGGCCCACUUUAAAGCUUUCCCACUAAAGGUGCUUUUUCUUCUGUUUAUGAGUAUAUUUGUGAAUAAUUUCACCAUAGCAUAGGAUUUUUAAUUUGUUUUAUUUUUCUUGCUUUUGAAUUCUGUCAGGGAUCUUUCCUCCAGACAGUUCUGUGACACUGGGAUUCCAGUCAGUUUCCAUAGAAAGAUCUGGAAAAAUAGAGGGGGUAGAUUCUGGAUAAAAAGAGGGCUUAGAUAAAAACCUUUUUUCUAACUCUCGUCUUUUUCAGCAUUAUUCAUCAGAUUUUUCCGAAAAAAUGUAUUUCGUAAUUUAAGUAUGAUGCAUUUCCAUUUCCCUUUAAGUGUGUUGUUGCAUUGUAAAGUGCAUUGAUGGACUUUGAAACGUUUAUGUACAGUACAUCCAAAAUGUAUUUUUCUUAUGCAAAUGAAUAUUUUCUUUUUUUUGUAUAGCUGUGCUAUCAAACCAUUGACUAGGUGCAAAAGGAAAGUACAGACUCUAACCUACUCUGGAGUUAAGGAGUGCUCUGUAGCCACACUGCCACACUGUUUGUCCUUUUUGGCAUUGAGUGAUUUAAAACAUGCUGUGGUUUUCCCAAGAACAGACAGAGCGGCAAAACUGUUUUAACUCCUGUCUUUAUUUUUAAAACACAAUGGUGCUCUCUCCACCAGCAAUGUAGCAGUAGCUUUGUACCUGGUCUUGUGUUCAGUGUCACUAGAUACAUUUCAUGUGUUUGGCAGUGUAAUUUUAUGUUUACAUGUUAGGAUGGCGAGAAACCAGGUAUUUUAAGCGUUUCUCCAAAAAUGUUUUUUUUACUCCUUUUAAACCAGUCUGUAUUGUCAUGACAAGUGCUUAAAUGUGUACCCCUCUCUCUGCUCCAGGCCCCAACAGAUAAAAAUCCUGUUUGACCCAGUUUUAUUUCACAAGUAUGGAACUACAUUGCCACCUCUGAUGUCACAGGUCAUUAUGAUGUCAUAGGCCAUUAUGAUGUCAUAGGCCCUGGCUAACUCCAGUGUGGGAGAUUAGUCCCUCACACAUUGCAAAAGCAAAAGCUAUCUAUUCCAAGGACAGUGCUAAGUUAUGUAAACUUGUUUAUGCCCCAUGUGCCCAAGGCCUCCCAAUGGCUUCAAUGGAACUGUGUGUCUUGUUAGCCUUGGGUGUGCAGCCAGCCCUCGCACGUGGCAAGUAAUGCCGCAGUCCACAAAAGCCCAGGCUUCCUGGCAGAGAGGUGGUGAUCUCAACUUUUGACUGAAUCUGGAAUUCAGUUGCCAGUUUUCCACCCAAUUAAGCUAGAAGGCAGCAAGGUUGAUUUAGCAGUAGUAUUUCGGAAAUUUAAUUAAUGUAAUGUCUUUUUAUGGUCGUGUGAAGUGGUGGUAGAAGGAAAUUUGCCUGGAUGCAUGUUUGCAUAUCUGCCAGAGCUUCAGAUCACAACAAAUGAGUCACUAUUCUGACCCGAAGCAUGUUAGUGAUGAUGGGAUGCAAAGGGGGCGGAGCCCAUCAAAGUUCAGUGAUUAAGCUAGGACCCUUCAUCAGAGGGGGUUUGCAUGUUUGUGAUUGAGGAGAGGCCUCCAUCAGAUCCCGGGUCACCUCAUUUAAGCCUCGUUUCCAAACCGCUGAGCGUGAAUCAGCAAGAGAGUGAGCAGGAGACCUAAGCCUGGAAGCAUGUUCAAACCAUGAUUGCCACAUCCACUUGUACUGCGUUCACAAAGGCUGUGGCCAUGCCAGCGCAACACGGCUCUUUAGUUGUGGGUUGUGCUCGCAAAAUAAGGGAUCAGUAUUUUGUUGCAUGUGUUUUGUUUUUUUUUUAUUUCCAAAAAGACGUGCAUCUCAUUUUUGUACAGCAUUGGAAGGGGACAUUUGGACCUCUGGUGUUACCAUUAUCUGGGCUCAUAUUUGAAUAGAUCUCCCUUUGGAGUGCACACUGGGACGUCCCUCCUUGUGCAUUGUGAUGGCUAAAAAGGGCCACAUUCCACGUUCCCCUGGACACGAGGACACAAAUCCAGUGCACACUGAUUUCUCCUGUUAUGUGGAAGCAGUGGUUUUUAUGAUGUUAAUCGAAAGCACUUUAACGCCCGAUCUUUACACCCUGCUCCCAUGUUCCCUCGACACGGUCAAACAAAAGACUGAUUAUAGGCGUCCAUUGUAUUUCUGGGUCAUGGUGACCAAUGUCCUACUUGGCUUCUCAGUGUAUGCUUUCUCCUGUUCUUUGUGGAUUGUAGCUGGAUUUCACAUAUGCAGAUUCCAGAAGAGGCAGAUGUACAUUUCUACGUAACUGCACAGACAACUUGUUACCAUUUCAAAUCAGUUUUGCAUAAAAUCUCACUGUUGUAAUUGGUGCUUUGAUUCAUAAUUGAAUUAAGUAAAGAUUAAAAACCAGAACCAAAAAAAAAAAACUGCAUCUAUGAUCAAGCCUCUGUACAUAUUAUUUUUAUUAAGUGCCAAACUUGGGGUCAAACAUCAUUUCACAAAUAUCUUGCAUUUUCUAAUGAUUAAAGGCACCUUUACUGUACAAA